AUGGUCACAGCAAAACCAAUGUUCUCUCCUAGGAGACUCAAUUCAGGCUCUCCUAUGCUUGAAAAAACGAAAAUUCAAACCAAAAUUAAAAAGAAAAAGAGAACAGAGAUCAAACACAAGAUUGCUUUUCGAGAAACUGACUAUAUACCUCACCCAGGCGAUCUGGAAUACGUUGACGAAAAGUUUGAACUUCCGUCAAAAGUGGAUGGCAUGUUUUUAAUGGAAAAUCGACGUUUCAUUGCUCUCGACAUCGGUUCAAGUCGAACAAAGAUCAACUUGAUCGAAAAUGAUAAUAAGGACCGCAUGUACACUCAAGCCAAUUUGGGCGGUCGUGAGAUAAUCGUUCCAUCAAGACUUUGGUAUUCCAGAACGUAUGAGCCUUCGACAAAUGAGUAUAUAGAAGAGUAUAGAGUUGGAGAUCCUCCUUCAGUUAAUCCUCAGGAUUGGAUUGAAAUAGAAAAUGUUAAAAGAUUGUUUUUAAUUAAUGAAUUAUUUGAAAUUAAUAUCAAAGGUAUUACAUUGAGAAUAGCAACUCUUAUGUAUGAGCUAAUUAAGGGAAUGCUUGAUUUGAAAGCAAUAAGGACUGAAAAUUGUGAUUCCAAAUCCUUAAAACGCUAUAGUGGAGUAAUUGUAUCAUGCCCAACUGGAACAUCAUCUUAUAUCAGAAAAGUGUUUUAUAAUUGUGUUUAUUGUGAUUUUCGAAAAAGUGCGAAUAAAAAAUCGACGAUUUUUUCGCGAUUUUUUUCGAGAUCGAAAUGA
Molecule: messenger RNA, 759 nt
Organism: Naegleria lovaniensis
Lineage: Eukaryota; Heterolobosea; Eutetramitea; Acrasida; Naegleriidae
Exons: 1
Coding region: 1-759 (252 amino acids)
Source: RefSeq, a predicted model, not a curated record